AUGGACGAUAUUACUAGAAGAAACGCUUACAGAUUUGUCGCCUAUUCGGCUGUCACUUUUUCUGUGGUUGCUGUAUUCUCACUAUGCAUCACUCUUCCAUUGGUAUACAAUUAUGUUCACGGAAUCAAGUCUCAAAUCAACCACCAGAUUUCAUUCUGCAAACAUUCUGCUCGUGACAUUUUCUCUGAAGUCAAUCAUAUUCGUGCCAAUCCAAAUAAUGCUACUCUUCGUGAGAAACGCCAAGCUGGUGAAUGCUCUGGAUGCUGUCUCCCAGGAGCAGCUGGACCAGCUGGAACUCCAGGAAAACCAGGAAGACCAGGACGUCCAGGAGCAGCUGGACUUCCAGGAAAUCCAGGAAGACCACCAGCACAACCAUGUGAUCCAAUUACUCCACCGCCAUGUCGUCCAUGCCCACAAGGACCAGCUGGAGCUCCAGGAGCCCCAGGACCACAAGGAGAUGCCGGAGCUCCAGGACAACCAGGAUACGGAAGCGGAGUCGGAGCACCAGGACCAGCUGGACCAAAGGGAGCCCCAGGAGCACCAGGACAUCCAGGACAAGCUGGAUCUCCAGGUCGUCCAGGAGCUGAUGCUCAAUCUCAGUCUACUCCAGGAGCUCCUGGAUCAGCUGGACCACAAGGACCACCAGGACCAUCAGGAGCCCCAGGAGCACCAGGAGGACCAGGAUUCCCAGGAGCGCCAGGACCAAAGGGACCAUCUGGAGCGCCAGGACAACCAGGAGCCAAUGGAAAUCCAGGAGCCCCAGGUCAACCAGGACAAUCUGGAGGAUCAGGAGAACGUGGAAUCUGUCCAAAGUAUUGUGCCAUUGAUGGAGGAGUUUUCUUCGAUGAUGGAACUUUCCGUAGACGUUAA
Caenorhabditis remanei is the source of this 870-nucleotide messenger RNA. RefSeq lists its product as uncharacterized. NCBI's taxonomy places the organism in Eukaryota, Metazoa, Nematoda, Chromadorea, Rhabditida, Rhabditidae. The transcript has 2 exons. The record is from RefSeq and is a predicted model, not a curated record. Bases 1 to 870 code for a protein of 289 amino acids. Gene Ontology annotation, molecular function: structural constituent of cuticle.